AUGGACUUCUUCAAGGACAUUGUGAGCAAAACACAGACGAUUUUGGACUCGACCGGUUCGUCACGGCGGCCCAGCAAGGACGAGCUGCUUUGUGUGGAGUUCCGGCUUCCGGACGGCGAACGAAUAGUGGACGAGGCGUCGGUAGAGCUUGUGCUUAGCCCACGGGUGGUGAACGGGCACCAGUCUGCGGACACGUCGGCAGUCACAUUUAGCGGCAAGCUGACGUUGACCAACAAUUUUCUCACGUUCAAGGACUCGUACGACUUCAUGGCGUGCUCUUUUGUGGUAGAGCUGUUGAUGAUCCAGAAAAUACAAAGAGUGCACCGAUCCUUCGAUUUCGCCAUCCAACUGCACACCACAAGCGAUCUGGAGCUGACGAUCCAAUUUCUGAGCAUCAAGUCGCAGGCCGAGCGGUUUGGCCAGAACCUGACACGGUCGCUGAAGCGCAAUGUCAACGAGGUGUCCAAGAUCAAUCUUUUCCAGAUGGGUCUUUAUUCGGAGUACUUGUUGUACAAGAACCACGCUUCCAAGCUCAAGAUUGAGGCUCCACCAACAGGAGGUCUUGGGUGGGUGUUCAAGUUCCCUGGAAACGCACAGAAGAUGAACGAUCGGCUCAAAAUGAAGAAAUGGUUUGAUUUCUUUAGAGAGUACGGCCGCAACUUUGCAUUGAUCAGAAACAUUCCGUUCUACAAGCUAGUGAGUUUCGGAUUACCCAACAAGCUGCGUGGCGAGCUCUGGGAAACCUGCUGCGGGUCAUUGUAUCUCAGAUACAUCAAUUGCGACGAGUACAACACGAUUCUUGUUGACCACGACGGCAUGAAGAGUUUUGCUAUUGAGGAGAUCGAAAAGGACCUCAACAGAUCGCUUCCCGAGUACCCUGCGUACCAGAACGAGGAGGGAAUCAACCGUUUACGCAGGGUUUUGACCGCCUACUCGUGGAAAAACCCAGAGAUCGGCUACUGUCAGGCCAUGAACAUCGUGGCAGCUGCUCUGUUGAUCUACAUGUCCGAGGAGCAGGUUUUCUGGUGUCUGCAUGUUCUUUGCGAGAACAUCAUCCCAGGCUACUAUUCGCAGACAAUGUACGGCGUGUUGCUGGACCAGAAGGUGUUUGAAGGGCUGGUGAGGAAGACUUUGCCGAUUCUGGGCGACCAUUUCCAACGACAGGACAUCCAGCUGUCGAUCGUGUCGCUGCCGUGGUUUUUAUCGUUUUUCCUCAACACGAUGCCGCUUGUGUUUGCGUUCCGUGUGGUGGACAUGCUGUUUCUGCACGGGCCCAAGACGCUGUUCCAGGUGGGGCUGGCCAUUCUGAAGGUCAACGGCGAGGCUCUGCUGCGGUGCGAGGACGAUGGUGAGUGUCUGGCGGUGUUCAAGGAGUUUUUCCUCUCGCUCGACGAAACAGAGCCGUCCAUCUUCAACCAGGACAGACUGCGCACCAAAUUCGACAACCUGUGGGAGGUUGCGUUCCGGGAGUUUGCUGUGAUCGACGACAAGGUGAUUGCGCAGUUCCGUGCACGCAACAAGAACGAGGUGUUCCACGGGAUUGAGAUCUUUGUCAAGCGGGCGGCCGUGAGAAACCUGCCCAAGACGCCCAACCUGAGCCAAGACCAGCUGUCCAACAUUUACGAUCGUUACUACAACGUGCUGAUUGCGGAUAGCGGGUCUGCAAUUGGCCGCGCGAACCUGACGAUGGACUUUGCCUCGUUUGGCAAGUUCAUGGCUCAGCUGGUGGACUGGGCCCAGCUCGACACAGACACUGGCCACAACGGGUUCCUGCGCCGGCUGUUUGACAACUGGGCCAAGGGCGAGGACACGCUGAAUCUGGAGACGCUUGUGCUGGGGAUCAACCGGCUCAUCGACAGAGACAUCAUGAACUCGCUGUCGAACUUCAUUGCGCUGUACGACAACGGCUCGGGCAAAAUCGACAACGAGACCGUGCUGGAGCUGGCCGAGGACCUCAUCUACAUCACCAGCCCGUGGCGCGACGGGUAUCUGUUCGACGACAUGACCAACAAGGCGAUUGAGACGGAGAUCGCCAAGAAGAUCAUCGAGCGCAAGCGCAUUCUGCAGGAACAGGGCAUCUCCACCGACGACGACAAGAUCAAGCUGCCGCAGGAGGUGCGGUUCAACGACGAGAAGUGGCGCAACAAGCAGAGCGAGCGGUACUUGGCGUCGAGCUCGAACUUCCUCAAGCUGGCUUUCCAGUACGCCCAGGAGGAGCCGGACCCACAGGCGUCGCUGAUCGACCUGGACGACGACACCACCGAGAAGCUGAAACACAACAAGGCGCUCAACCCGGCCACGCCCACCUUCAUCACCGCGUCCACGUUCCGGAUGAUCAUUCUUGCCGACGAAACGUACGAGUCGUUUUUCCACAACGAUUUCUGGAAAUCGUUCCAUGUUAACGACAAAGUGAGCGAGAACCCCGGCGUGGUGAACAACCUGCGCGGCAUGUUCACAGACUUCCUCGCCGACGGCCGCCGCGUGGCCAACGAGGUGCGCAAGCGCAUGGACGACGCUACAAAAACCGUCGCGUCGUCCGACCAGAGCUCCAUCACCACCAGAAACUCGCGCGCCCAGACACUCACCUCGUACAACGACGAGGACGAGGACGACUUUGGCAACUUUGUGUCGCCAUUGAGCGACGCGCUCAACGAUAUCCCGAUCGGCGCGCCCAAACAGCCAGAUCCUACAAACCAAUACUCGGCAGCACGCAGCUGGGCCUCCGACUUUGGUGCAGCCUUGUACUCGCUCUUCUUUGGGGUCGGUGGAGUCUCGAAUUGCUGUGGGUUGUGCUGCUUGGCAGCCCGCGUGGCGGCCACCAAAUGGGCUGGCGACGAUGGGUUUGAAGGCAGACCGCCAGUGGAGUCGCGUCUGGAUCUAGGAGCCUGCACCGGGGUCGCACGCAUGCUCAAACGCAUUCCCUUGUGGUCUGCAGGAGACUGGCGUGUUGGCUUCUCCGGCUGCGAAAACCUCUUGGUGGCAGGCGAGGCGCGUGGCUGUUGCGAAACAUUCAAAGAGGACGACGAUGCCAUGGCAUUGAGUCGCGUGUUCUCCGCAGUGGCCAGCGACAAUGUAACGUCAUUACUGGUUGCUGUGGUCAACGAGUCGUCAGGAGUGGCUCUGGAGAGCAGGUUGUCGGUAGACCGGCCGGUGUAUCCAUUGACUAGGUCGAGUUCUGGAUACUCGCCAGAUGAUCCAGAGAUGGCUGACUUGACAGGACUCAUAUCGCUGAUCGGGUUCUUAGUCAGCGAGCUGGAGUCGUUAGAAAUCGACCCGAUGGACUGGGCAGCCUCGAGUUCCUGCUGCUGGAGCGCAGCUUGUAGAAUCUCCUGUUCCUUCUGCCGCACAAGAGCCUCUAAUUUUUGCUCGGCAAGUUCCCGAUCUGCAUCGGUGAAUUCUGUUGACGUAUUUUCAUCUGGAAUUUCAUUAGAAUGGGGAAUUUCAGGUUGCACCACGAUAGUCUGCAACUGUGGCUCGGGCGACUUCGAGGGCUCAACAGCCUUCUUGUCUUCUUCGCUCUCGUCUUCCUCGAUAGUUGGUUCCACAACCAUGGAAUUGUUUUGGGUAUGCAUCGAUUGA
This is a messenger RNA of Ogataea philodendri, 3579 nucleotides long. RefSeq lists its product as uncharacterized. The transcript has 3 exons. Lineage: Eukaryota; Fungi; Ascomycota; Pichiomycetes; Pichiales; Pichiaceae. The record is from RefSeq and is a predicted model, not a curated record. The coding region runs from base 1 to 3579 and encodes 1192 amino acids.